AUGGAGUGCGCGGAGGAGGAUGAUUACGGCAAUGCCGCACUGCCGGAUGAUAUGUCUUGUGCCGUCCUAUCCCCCACGUCUGUGUUCUGUGUGCCACACUCCCAAUCCCGGUCAACAUGCAGCCAUCGCAAGUGCGCAGACACCUUCGCGAGGCUGAUACUAGCCUGCGGACAGAAGGUCACUGGGCAGACGCUACAGAAUCUCGAGGACAAGACACCGUGGAUAAUGCACGGGACGACAUCCGACUUGCUAGUCAACACUACACACCACUCGUGA
Molecule: messenger RNA, 276 nt
Organism: Gloeophyllum trabeum ATCC 11539
Lineage: Eukaryota; Fungi; Basidiomycota; Agaricomycetes; Gloeophyllales; Gloeophyllaceae
Exons: 4
Coding region: 1-276 (91 amino acids)
Source: RefSeq, a predicted model, not a curated record